Lemur catta (Ring-tailed lemur) is the source of this 2355-nucleotide messenger RNA. RefSeq names its product mucin 13, cell surface associated (gene MUC13). Bases 1 to 1068 code for a protein of 355 amino acids. The record is from RefSeq and is a predicted model, not a curated record. The transcript has 11 exons. NCBI's taxonomy places the organism in Eukaryota, Metazoa, Chordata, Mammalia, Primates, Lemuridae.
AUGAAAGCCUUCACUCAUCUCGUUCUUCUCGCUCUCCCUUUUGUAAUCUUGGGUACCUGGAGUCCUUGCCAAGAUAAUCCCUGUGCAAAGGACUCUGCAUGUGUUAAGCUGUAUGAUACCCAUUUCUGCCUGUGUUCAGAAGGGUAUUACUAUCACUCUUCUGCGUGUUUGAAAGGAAAGACAUUCCCUGGGAAGAUUGCAAUAAAAGUAUCAGAAACAGUUGGCUUGGAAGACCAAACUUCUCUGGCCUAUCAAGGCUUGUAUACUGAAAUUGUUGACUUUUUUAUUAAUAUACUUGGCACAUCUUAUGGGCAGACUGUAAUUCUUGAUGUAAGCGCAUCUCCUUCUUCAUCAGCAAGAUCUGAAGUGCGUGCUGGUGACGAGGUUGUUACUGUAACAGUAAUGAACAUUUUGACACUAGAUACAAAUGGAACUCAGGAGACUGUGUCUGCUUUAAUUAAAAGUGCAAUUAAUGGCACAAAUAUUACAGAUUAUAUUUUGCAAGAUCGGUGUGAUUAUUAUGGUUGUGUAGAGGCUGAAGAUGACUGCGUCGACAGUUUAGCAUGCACAUGCAAAGACGGGUGGGAAAGAAUUAACCCACAAGUUGCUUUCUGUUUUGCCUCCAGUCCAGAAUGUCCUGAAAACUGCAGUGGAGAGCACAGGCAGUGCUUGAUAAAGGAAGAUGAGAGCUCCGAGUGUGCGUGCGAGCCCGGCUACAAGGAGGAUGAUGAUGGGAACUGUCAACCGUGUCCAUUUGGCUACAGUGGACUCAGAUGCCAAGACCAAUUUCAGCUGAUCCUCACCAUCGUGGGCACUAUCGCUGGCGUCCUCAUUCUCAGCAUGGUGAUUGCACUGAUCAUCACAGCAAGAUCAAGGAACAAAGAGAAGAAUAUUGAAGAACAGAACUUGCUUGAGGAAGACUUUCAAAAUCUGAGACUGCGGCCUACAGGUUUCAGCAAUCUAGGAGCACAGGGGAGAAUGUUCCCUAAAAUCAGGGUAGCGGGCUCCAGAGACAGCCUGUCACCAAAUCCCUACGCCCAGGCCGAUAUGCCCCGCCCUGACUAUUAGAAUGGUAAAAAUUUGGACCCCUCCAUGGCCUCCAACCUAACCUACAAGCUGUUAUUUUGAGUGUUCAGAAAGACUGAUGGAGAAGUGAGCCCCAGUGAAGAUGUGGCCUCCUUCAUCUGCAGCCUCUCCAAAUGGAAGCUGUGAAUGUUUGCAACGAGUAUAGCUUGCUUGUUCAAUAAGUAUCUGUGAAAUUGAAAGCGCACAGAUGCUAGUAGCACUUGUAAGAUAGUUGAUUUUCUCCAAUCAGUACAAAGUACUGAGACCACAGUUGGGAUUUUUUUUUCCUGGUAGGGCAACAAUAACCACUUCUGACCUAGAGGGAAGUUCCCCAGCACAUUCACUCCUGGGAGAAUAUUGCUCUUGAGUGGAUAGGCUACAGUAAGUGACAUAACUCUUUGGGGAGACUCAUAUACAUCAACUGUGGAGGUCGCAGGGGAUGAAAAGAGCUACCAUCUUUUCAGGUUCUGGGGUUCACUCUCUGAUGAGUCAAAACAGGAAUAAGUACUUGUGUCCCUCCAAUGCAGCAAUUCUGGCUACGCUUGAUCUGCCUUCACCCCAAGGAGACAGGAAAGAGCCAUGUCCCUCAGCUUUUCCAGAGGGAGUGACUAGGAACCCAGAAACUUUUUGAUGUUAAUUAGAAGACCUAGAUGAGAAAUGUCCACCAUGGGGUGCAUUCUAGAGUUUUCAAAAUGCUAGUAGGUAGAAGGAGCAGAGAGAAAAAAACAUGACCAGGGUAGGAGGAAGAGAAGCAAAGGCAGCUGGGCUGGGAGGAUGAUAAAGGAGGAGGUGGAGGUACCUGGGAUCCACCUCCUUCCUUCGAUCUCCUUCCUUGAUGAGCCAAUGGGUACUUCCUCUAAUCCAUGCCCUUCCCAAGACUGAGUCUAGGAACAAGUGUAGAAACAAAAGCCGCAGGAGUAAGAGCUUUAGGUCACUUUGAAAUUGCAGACAUCCUUUUUGGUUGGGGGUGAAAGAGGGAGCUUGUACUUAGGAGUCCAUAUGUCAGCUUUGUGAUGCGGGUUACAGAGGUACUUCACUGGGGCCUCAGCCUUCCCUGGUGACAGAGGCUAAGCUGUAGCCACAACCCGCCCCCCCCCCCCAACACACACACAUAAGAAUGGGGCAACCACAUCCAGCUCAGGCUUUUUUUUUUUUUUUAAUGUUAAUAGUGUCCUUGUUUAUGUCUAAUGUCUAGUCCUCUUGCAAGUUAUUUUAUUAUUAUUAUUAUUAUUAUUAUUUGUUCUUGACUAUUAAUUGUGAAAGGUAAUGCAAUAAAGUGUCUUUGGUUGA